Molecule: messenger RNA, 1906 nt
Organism: Lucilia cuprina (Australian sheep blowfly)
Lineage: Eukaryota; Metazoa; Arthropoda; Insecta; Diptera; Calliphoridae
Gene: Ssadh
Product: succinate-semialdehyde dehydrogenase [NADP(+)] GabD
Exons: 4
Coding region: 196-1719 (507 amino acids)
Molecular function (GO): succinate-semialdehyde dehydrogenase (NAD+) activity
Source: RefSeq, a predicted model, not a curated record
CCUCUCGCCCUUUUAGCACAUAAAAAUAUACGAUAGCAAUUGAAAUGAUUAAAAGUAAUCAAGAAAUAAACUAGUCAACUAUAGCAUACGGAAAAAUUCCAAAAUAUAAUUUAGCAGACAGACCACUCAAAGCUAAUAUUCUUGUUGUUGCAUUUUGGAAUACAGGCAAAUCCUCAAUCUAUUGGAUAAUCGAUAAUGUUACGAAGAAGUGUUUUGUGUGCUGUCCAGCACAAACAAUUAUGGCAAAGACAACGUUCGAUGUCGUCGCUGUUGUGCUCGAAAGCAUUAAUUGAUGGCAAAUGGGUGUCUGCCUUGAGUGGUGAUACUUUUGAGGUAAAAAAUCCAGCUAACGGCAAAGUUAUUGGUAGCGUUCCCAACAUGAAUGAAAAGGAUGCACAAAUGGCUAUUACAGCUGCCAGAAACGCAUUCUAUUCCGAGGAGUGGACUUCACUGACUGCAAAACAGAGGUCACAAUUAUUAAAGAAUUGGUACCAUCUGAUUGAAAAACACACUCAAGAAAUUGCUGAAAUUAUGACAGCUGAGUCGGGCAAACCAAUUAUUGAAUCCAAAGCAGAAGUUUUCUAUGGAAAUGCGUUUAUGGAAUGGUUCGCAGAGGAAGCUAGACGUAUUUAUGGUGAAAUAGUUCCAACACCAGUUCCCAAUCGGGAAUUGAUUGUCAUGAAACAACCUCUGGGUGUAGCAGCUUUAAUAACACCUUGGAAUUUUCCUUUGGCCAUGAUUACACGUAAAGCUGGAGCAGCUUUAGCUGCAGGCUGUACUGUGGUUAUAAAACCCGCCGAGGACACUCCAUUUACAGCAUUGGCCGUUGCCAAAUUGGCUGAAGAAGCUGGUAUACCAAAGGGUGUUGUUAACGUUGUAACAUCAAACAGGGCUCCUCCUAUAGGAGAACUAUUCUGUAAAAGUCCAGAAGUUCAGGGUAUUUCCUUCACAGGAUCGACUGAAGUUGGUAAAAUACUCUUCCGUCAAUCAGCAGAUGGUAUUAAACGUGUCUCCUUAGAAUUGGGAGGAAAUGCCCCAUUCAUUGUCUUUGACUCAGCCAAUUUGGAAAAAGCUGUAGAUGGCGCCAUGGCUUCCAAAUUUCGUAACUGUGGACAAACAUGCGUCUCAUCAAAUCGUUUCUUUGUGCAAGAGGGAAUUUAUGAUAAAUUUGUUGCAGCACUUAAGGAACGUGUCGAAGCUUUAAAAAUUGGACCUGGUGAUAAAGACACUACUCAAGUCGGUCCUUUAGUGAAUGCAAUGCAGUUUAACAAAGUUUCGGGAUUUGUAGAAGACGCACGUAGUAAGAAUGCUGAAAUUCUUUGCGGCGGCAAACCUUUGAAAGAGUUGGGUGAUCUCUUUUAUGCACCAACAGUUGUCACAAAUAUUCCUCCAAAUGCUAAAAUUUACACAGAAGAAGUAUUUGGCCCGGUUGUCUCCAUCAUUAAAUUCAGCACAGAGGAGGAAGCUUUGGCAAAGGCCAAUGAGUCCCGCCGUGGAUUAGCUGGAUAUUUCUACAGUGACAACAUUCAACAAAUAUUCCGCGUAGCCAAACGUCUUGAAGUUGGCAUGGUUGGUGUUAAUGAAGGUCUGAUUUCUGCUGCUGAAGCUCCAUUCGGCGGCAUAAAAGAGUCGGGCAUUGGACGUGAGGGCUCUCAUCACGGUAUUGACGAAUACACAGAGGUCAAAUAUAUUUGCAUGGGCAAUUUAAAAUACAAUUAAAAAAUUUAAACUCAAAGUACUCAAUACACAAAAACACAUUUUCCUUAGAAGCAGCAACAGCUUAAAAUUUAUGUCUUCCAGUCAUUAAAUGUUAGUUCUUUAUGUUAUAGUUUAUUUGCUUAAUGGUGUAAAAUGAAAUGUUGUUAAAAAUUGAUAUAAAAUAUAAAUAGUAAACAAAAAAUAAAAA